GGCUUGAGAGUUGAAAGAAACCCAAGCAAGUGUGGUGGGCCACGUAGCGCAGUCCAUUUAUGUGAAGGAAGAUGAUAAAGGUUGAACGAAGGGCUGCGAUGUAAGAAGAUGAACACCCACUCUCAGCUUCCAACUGCCAAAGUCCAACUAAAACAAACCAUUUAGAUUUAGGCGGAGCUUUCAAUUUGGCACUCCCUCGUUUCCAUCGACAUCCACAUCAAAAACUCACUCCCAUCACAACACAACACGCAAAUCACACUCUCUUCUCUCGCCAACACCGCUCCCAUCGGAAAUGGAAGCCACACUUUCAGCCUGCAACUCCCUCACCUCGUCGUCCGUUCCCCUCGUGGGUUUAUUUGCGGGGAAAGGAGGGAUUAAGAGCUCUCAAUGCAGUUUCCUAGCGGGAACGAACCGAGUGAGGUUCCCCAGGCAAGUAGGUCAGGUUAGUCGAUUUCACAAACAACGCCAAACGCGUCACUGCGGCGCGCUCCACGCCACUUGUAACGGUAACAAGAUCCUCAUCGCGAAUAGAGGCGAGAUUGCGGUUCGCGUCAUUCGAACCGCUCAUGAGUUGGGGAUUCCCUGUGUGGCUGUGUACUCCACCAUUGAUAAGGACGCGCUUCAUGUCAAAUUAGCUGAUGAAGCCGUUUGCAUCGGCGAAGCGCCGAGUAGCCAGUCAUACUUGCUGAUCCCGAAUGUUCUUUCGGCUGCAAUUAGCCGCAGAUGCACGAUGUUGCAUCCUGGCUAUGGUUUUCUGGCGGAGAAUGCAGUGUUUGUUGAAAUGUGCACGGAACAUGGAAUCAACUUUAUUGGGCCUAACCCUGACAGUAUUCGGGUUAUGGGUGACAAAUCAACUGCAAGGGAGACAAUGAAGAAAGCAGGUGUUCCCACUGUUCCGGGAAGUGAAGGCCUUUUGCAGACCACUGAAGAAGCUAUCAGGCUGGCAAAUGAGAUUGGUUUCCCUGUGAUGAUCAAGGCAACAGCUGGUGGUGGGGGACGUGGCAUGCGUCUUGCUAAAGAACCUGAUGAGUUUGUGAAGUUGUUACAGCAAGCUAAGAGUGAAGCAGCUGCUGCAUUUGGAAAUGAUGGGGUAUAUUUGGAGAAGUACAUUCAAAACCCAAGGCACAUUGAGUUCCAGGUUCUUGCAGAUAAAUAUGGUAAUGUUGUUCACUUUGGAGAACGUGAUUGCAGCAUUCAGAGGCGUAAUCAAAAACUGCUUGAAGAAGCACCAUCUCCUGCACUGACCCCUGAGUUGCGAAAGGCAAUGGGAGAUGCAGCAGUGGCAGCUGCUGCAUCUAUUGGUUACAUAGGUGUUGGAACGGUUGAAUUCCUUUUGGAUGAAAGGGGUUCCUUUUACUUCAUGGAGAUGAACACUCGUAUCCAGGUUGAGCAUCCUGUGACAGAAAUGAUUUCCUCAACUGAUUUGAUAGAAGAGCAAAUUCGUGUUGCUAUGGGAGAAAAACUUCGAUACAAACAGGAGGAUAUUGUGCUCAGAGGACAUUCUAUUGAAUGCCGUAUCAAUGCAGAAGAUGCUUUUAAGGGAUUUAGACCAGGGCCAGGUAGAAUAACAGCAUACUUGCCAUCUGGAGGUCCAUUUGUCAGAAUGGAUAGUCAUGUUUAUCCUGAUUAUGUGGUUCCUCCAAGCUACGACUCUCUUCUUGGAAAGCUGAUUGUAUGGGCUCCAACAAGAGAAAAAGCAAUUGAACGCAUGAAAAGGGCACUUGAUGACACGAUUAUCACAGGAGUUCCUACUACAAUUGAUUAUCAUAAACUUAUCCUCGACAUAGAGGAUUUCAGAAAUGGCAAUGUUGAUACUGCUUUUAUUCCUAAACAUGAGGAAGAGUUGGCAAUGCCGCCACAGAAGAUGGUACUCUCUAACACGGUGAAAGAACUGGCUGGCUCAAUUGCCUGAUGGAUAUGAUAUGAUAUGAUUUUCUGAUGCCAUAAUUGCUUGGUUGUAAUCACCAUGUCGACAGUCCCUCGAAGUGGAAGCGAAAUUUUAAUGAAAUUUUGAUAAUUAGUCUCUUUACAUGAUUAUAUUAUAAAAUUAAUUAUGUUUUGCUUUCGUCCCAAAUAUUAGUGCAGGAAUUGGGAAUAGCUGCUUCUUGCAUUUCUUUUCAAGUCGUGGUAGUCACAAUUGUUAUUAGAGGAUCUGUCCCAAGGCUUGUUUGUAAUUCUUGUAUUAAGAGCUCGAUGCUAGAUACAGUAAUAAGGACUUAAUCUUAUCCUAACUGGUUGGGUUUGUUAUACGGAUCAA
Molecule: messenger RNA, 2257 nt
Organism: Cajanus cajan (pigeon pea)
Lineage: Eukaryota; Viridiplantae; Streptophyta; Magnoliopsida; Fabales; Fabaceae
Gene: CAC2
Product: acetyl Co-enzyme a carboxylase biotin carboxylase subunit
Molecular function (GO): ligase activity; ATP binding; metal ion binding
Source: RefSeq, a predicted model, not a curated record